Pteronotus mesoamericanus is the source of this 895-nucleotide messenger RNA. Its product is annotated as leukocyte immunoglobulin-like receptor subfamily A member 5. Bases 1 to 834 code for a protein of 277 amino acids. Gene Ontology annotation, cellular component: plasma membrane. NCBI's taxonomy places the organism in Eukaryota, Metazoa, Chordata, Mammalia, Chiroptera, Mormoopidae. Gene Ontology annotation, biological process: cytokine-mediated signaling pathway. The record is from RefSeq and is a predicted model, not a curated record. The transcript has 6 exons. Gene Ontology annotation, molecular function: inhibitory MHC class I receptor activity.
AUGGUGUCCAUCCUCCCUGCUCUUCUCUGCCUUGAGCUGAGUCUGGGCCAGAAAACACACGUGCAGGCAGGGACCCUCCCCAGACCUACCAUUGGAGCUGAGCCUGGCUCUGUGAUACCCAUGAGGAGCUCUGUGACCAUCUGGUGUCAGGGGACACUGGAGGCCCAGGAGUACCACCUGUAUAAUGAAGAAACAGAUAUACCUUUGGGAAGACAGAAACCUCUGGUUCCUGGUGACAAAGUGAAGUUCUUCAUGGAAGACGUCUAUCCAGGGAGAUUUUGUUGUAAAUACUUCAGCCCCACGGGCUGGUCAGAGCUCAGUGACCCCCUGGAGCUGGUGGUGACAGGAUUCCAUGGGAAACCCAGCCUCUCAGCCCUGCCCAGCCCUGUCGUGACCUCAGGAGGCAACGUGACCCUCCAGUGUGGCUCAGGGGAGGAAUUGGACAGGUUCACUCUGAUUAAGGAAGGAGAACGCAGGCUCUCCUGGACCCUGGACUCACAGCCGCAUACCAGUGGGCAGUCCCAGGUCCUGUUCCCUGUGGGCCCCAUGACCUCCAGCCACAGGGGCACGUUCAGAUGCUAUGGAUAUUUUAGGAAGUACCCCCUGGAGUGGUCUCACCCCAGUGACCCACUGGAUCUACUGGUCUCAGGGGCUUCCAAUGCCAUCAACCCAUCACAAAACAAGUCAGACCCCAGGACCUCCAGCCCCCAGGACCACACAAUGGAGAAUCUCAUCCGCUUGGGUUUGGCUGGACUGAUGCUCAUGGGGUUCGAGGCCCUGCUGUUUCAGGCUUUAAACAGUGACGGAAGGACCCAGGAUGAAACUGAGACGUGAGCACAGAGGAAACGGGGCACCGUCCAGAGUGGGGGAGCCGUGGAGCCCAUGGGAUGACCCA